CUUCUCCCCCUCGAUGCCCACUCUCUCUCUCAGUUCCACGCCUCCACCCACCGAAGAACCAAAAAAACAAAAAAAAAAAAGAGAGAUCUAAAAAGCGAGAGGUUUCUUUUCUCACCCCCUCCUCCUAGGCUCCUACUCUCCAAACCCUUGCUCUUUUGCUCCAAAAUUCCCAAUUUUCUUCCCAAAGUACGCCGCAAGAUUUUGAUCUCUUUCCCGAGGCUUCACCUUUUCUCCUUCCCCAGUUUCUUCCCACCACAGAUGGCGUCCUCUGUUUCCACUCUCAACUUCUCGAUCUCUUCAUCUUCUCCCUUCCCUCAUAAAAUUACCAGGUUUUCGUCUCGAAGGUGCCUCUUUUAUUAGCUUAUACAUGCCCUCUUCCUUCUCGUCUCUCCUUUUCCAGUGAGGAAUCGUCAUAUAGGGCAUCUAGAUCUCGGCGGGGAAUCAAUCGAAGGAAGGAGCGAACUCCAUGUCCCCAGCUCCAAUCGAUGCUCAAUUGCCGGAGCCCCCGCUCCCACCGCGGAAGAGAUUCUCGGAUCUCAGGAGUGUCAGAUGGCGUAUCGAUCUCGGGAUACUGCCGAGCUCGCCCUCGGCUUCGAUCGAAGAUCUCCGACGCAUCACGGCAGAUUCUCGGAGGAGAUAUGCCAGCCUGAGGCGUCGCCUUCUAAUAGAUCCUCAUCUCCCUAGAGAAGGAAGCAGAUCUCCUGAUCUUGCCAUGGACAAUCCUUUAUCACAAAAUCCAGACAGCACAUGGGGCCGCUUCUUCCGAAAUGCUGAAUUGGAGAGAAUGGCCGACCAAGAUCUGUCACGGUUGUAUCCAGAAGAUGGUAGCUACUUUCAAACCUCUACAUGCCAGUCUAUGUUAAGAAGAAUACUGCUAUUGUGGUGUCUUCGUCAUCCAGAGUACGGAUAUCGCCAAGGAAUGCAUGAACUACUGGCUCCUCUGGUAUAUGUACUUCAUGUUGAUCUGGACCAUUUGUCUCGAGUGCAAAAACUCCAUGAAAACUGUUUUAAGGAUGAAUUCGAUGGCAUAUCUUUCCCAGAAAGUGACCUUGUCUCCAAUUAUAGAUUUACAAAUACCACAAACUGGGACACGGUAAAUGAUAAAGACACUGUUUUUCAAGAAAGCACACCAGAAAUUAGCUGCCUGGAUGACCUUGAUCCCGACACAAGGGACAAGUUUUUAUUAAGUGAUGCUUAUGGUCCAGAAGGCGAGCUGGGUGUUGUGUUAUCCGAGAGAUUUAUGGAACAUGAUGCCUAUUGUUUGUUUGAUGGCUUGAUGAGUGGGGCCUGUGGUAUGGUUGCCAUGGCAGACUUUUUCUCUCCCUCUCCUGCGAUUGGAGCUAGCACAGGCUUACCUCCUGUUAUUGAAGCCUCAUCUGCAUUGUAUCAUUUGCUUUCCAUUGUGGAUUCAUCUCUUCACAGUCAUCUUGUUGAGAUUGGUGUGGAACCUCAAUACUUUGCACUCCGAUGGCUGCGUGUUCUGUUUGGACGUGAAUUUUCCCUUGGUGAUCUCUUAGUAAUUUGGGAUGAACUAUUUUCUUCUCCUAAUAGAGCAAGCAUGGAUAGUGAUGCUGAAUAUAGUUUUGAGGUCUUAUGCUCUCCUCGAGGGGCAUUUAUUGUAGCACUGGCUGUAUCAUUGCUUCUUCAGCUACGAUCUUCACUCUUAGCCACUGAAACUGCUACUUCUUGUCUUCAGAGGUUAUUAAACUUUCCUAAGAAUGUCGACAUGAAGAAGCUGAUAGAAAAGGCAAAGUCAUUGCAAGUUCUUGCGCUUCAUUCAAACAUCUCAUCUUCAUCACAGAGAAGUUCUAACAGGAAUAAGCUGAUGAUUAGUAGAGGUUAUAGUCUUCCGACUGGUUCGGCUUCUCCCAAGACUCCACUCCACCCAUUACCAGAUGGCUAUUGGGAAGAGAAAUGGAGAGUGUUGCAUAAGGCCGAACCUGUUCUCAAGGGGAGUGAUAGUGACUCAGUUUUGGGUGGAACAAUGAAGAAAUCUUUGGUUGAGAGGCUUGGUUUAGCUAGGACAGAAUCAGAUCCUUCUCCAACAAAGCCUAGGAGUGGGAAGAAGGAUUAUCAGUCUUCUGUUAGGCAUAGGCUCUUGGAUGAUUUGUCUCGAGAAAUGAAUUCGGAGGCAGAUCGUGAUAAGUUGGAGUGUGAAGAGAUUCCUGGUAGUUCAAAUAACAAGGAGUCUCUUACUGUGGGGGUAGAUGCGGGUAAGGAUUUUCCUGUUGAACGGGCUGAUCAAAAUAUUUUAGGAAGGACCUCAGAUUGUAUGACUGAAGAGGCAUGUUUGAGUGGAGAGAAUUCAGUCUUUUCCACAGCUACCAGUUCUCAUAGCAUGGACAAUGAUCAUGACAAUGACUCAGAAAAAAGUAGUGUUACCUCAAAUUCAUUUGUCAGUGAUAAUGAUGAUGAAACAAUUCAUGGAGAGGAUUGCCAGAGUUGCAGUGAUUAUAAUCAACCAGUUCGGGACUCUGAAACCACUUCUCCUACCACCAUUAAGCCUGAAACAGAUGUAUCCUUGAAACAGGUACCAGUUUCAAAGGAACGAAAACCGCUCUCUGGUAAAUUUCAGUGGUUUUGGAAGUUCAGUAGAGGUUCUAGUGAAGGGAAUGUUGAAAGGGGAGGAACUGAGGAUUCACAAAGAUCCCCUGGUGCUGGAAAUAUAAAUAAGGAUAUUUCUGGCGCUUCAGUUUUUGAUGGGUGCUAUAAUUCUUGUGAAAUUAGUAGGAAGAUGGAUCUGGGAGACAAUAAAAUGAUGGACACUUUGAAAAAUCUUGGGCAAUCCAUGCUCGAGAAUAUUCAGGUGAUCGAAUCAGUCUUCCAGCAAGAUCGGGGUCAGUCUGGUUCACUGGAAAACUUAUCAAACAACAUUCUUUGUGGCAAAGGGCAAGUUACGGCGUUGGCAGCUCUCGAGGAGCUUCGGAAGAUAAGCAACAUAUUAUGCGAGAUGUGAGGCAAGCUGUUAGAUAUGUAUACAAGAUGUAAGUACAAUUCUUGCAUGGUAAUAAAAGUUUGGUCUCUAGGCCUUUUUUUCCGCCAUCCUCUUUACAUCGUUUGCGAUGUAUAUACCAGCACCAUUCAUAAGGAAGAGCUGAUAGUCAAACUAUCAUCCGGUGAGAUCUUCCCUUUAGUUGGUGAACAAGUAGGGAGCAGUUAUAUCAGUAUUAGGCUGCUGUUUCGUGAUUGAAUGUUUACUAUCAUUUCAAGAAUAAAUUAACCAAUAGAUUCGCAUACUCGCAAA
Molecule: messenger RNA, 3244 nt
Organism: Phoenix dactylifera (date palm)
Lineage: Eukaryota; Viridiplantae; Streptophyta; Magnoliopsida; Arecales; Arecaceae
Biological process (GO): activation of GTPase activity
Molecular function (GO): GTPase activator activity
Source: RefSeq, a predicted model, not a curated record